Chaetura pelagica (chimney swift) is the source of this 2391-nucleotide messenger RNA. RefSeq names its product brain-specific angiogenesis inhibitor 2 (gene ADGRB2). Gene Ontology annotation, cellular component: membrane. Gene Ontology annotation, molecular function: G protein-coupled receptor activity. NCBI's taxonomy places the organism in Eukaryota, Metazoa, Chordata, Aves, Apodiformes, Apodidae. The record is from RefSeq and is a predicted model, not a curated record. The transcript has 21 exons. Gene Ontology annotation, biological process: cell surface receptor signaling pathway; negative regulation of angiogenesis; G protein-coupled receptor signaling pathway. Bases 1 to 2391 code for a protein of 796 amino acids.
AUGUCCCUUGACCCACGGUGGCCUGUCCCCAUCCCUGUCACCUGCCUGUUCUCAGCAGAGCCCUCCUUUCUUCUAGGCAAUGAGGUUGAGGAGAACCAGAAGGUGAAAACCCAGUGGCCACGGUCAGCGGAUGAGCCAGGUGUCUACAUGGCCCAGACAGGGGACCCGGCGGCAGAGGAAUGGUCCCAGUGGAGCGUCUGCUCCCUGACCUGUGGGCAGGGCUCCCAGGUACGGACACGAUCCUGUGUCUCCUCGCCCUACGGGACGCUGUGCAGCGGGCUGCUCCGGGAGACCCGCACCUGCAAUAACUCGGCCACCUGCCCAGUGCCCGGCGCCUGGGAGGAGUGGUCCCCGUGGAGCCUGUGCUCGGUGACCUGCGGGCGAGGGGCCAGGACCAGGACGCGGCAGUGCGCGGCCGCGCGGCGCGGAGGGAAGGCCUGCGAGGGCCCCGAGCUGCAGGCCAAGCCCUGCAGCAUGGCAGGCUGCCCGGGGCCCCACGGCUGGGCCGAGUGCCGGGGGGCUCACGCCGACGCCCGGGAUUGCUCCAACCCCACCUGUCCCACAGACAGCAAGUGGGGUCCCUGGAACCACUGGAGCCUCUGCUCCAAGACGUGUGACACUGGCUGGCAGCGCCGCUUCCGCAUGUGCGAGGGCUCCGGUGUGCAGGGCUACCCCUGCGAGGGCACCGGCGAGGAGGUGAAGACCUGCAACGAGAAGAAGUGUCCAGCCUACCAUGAGAUGUGCAAGGACGAGUACGUCAUGCUGAUGACUUGGAAGAAAACAGCUGCUGGGGACAUCAUCUACAACAAGUGUCCCCCCAAUGCCACGGGGUCCGCCAGCCGCCGGUGCCUGCUGAGCCCCCAUGGUGUUGCCUACUGGGGUGUCCCCAGCUUUGCCCGCUGCAUCUCCCACGAGUACCGAUACUUGCAUCUCUCACUGCGGGAGCACCUGGCCAAGGGGCAGCGGGUGCUGGCGGGCGAGGGGAUGUCGCAGGUGGGGCGGAGCUUGCUGGAGCUCAUGGCCCGCAAGACCUACUACAGCGGGGACCUGCUCUUCUCCGUCGAGAUCCUGCGCAACGUCACCGACACCUUCAAGAGGGCCACCUACCCCCCGUCCGCCGAGGACGUGCAGCGCUUCUUCCAGGUGGUGAGCUACAUGGUGGACGCAGAGAACCGGGACAAGUGGGAGGAUGCCCAGCAGGUCUCGCCUGGCUCCGUGCACCUGAUGAAGGUGGUGGAGGACUUCAUCCACCUGGUGGGGGACGCGCUGAAGGCCUUCCAGAGCUCCCUCAUUGUUACUGACAACCUGGUGAUCAGCAUCCAGAGGGAGCCCGUCUCUGCUGUCUCCAGCGACAUCAACUUCCCCAUGAAGGGGCGGCGGGGGAUGAAGGAUUGGGCCCGCAGCUCCGAGGACAAGCUCUUCAUCCCCAGGGAGGUGCUGAGCCUGGCCUCUGCUGAAGCAGACGAGUCGUCCCACUUCGUCAUCGGGGCCGUGCUGUUCCGCACCCUGGGGCUGAUCCUGCCCCCACCCAGGGCCCCCCUGGCCGUCACCUCCAAGGUGCUGAUGGUGACAGUGCGCCCACCGACCAAGCCGGCAGAGCCCCUGGUCCUGGUGGAGCUCUCCCACAUCAUCAACGGCACGUCCCACCCACAGUGUGUCACCUGGGACUACUCAAGGACGGAAGCUGGCUUGGGAAACUGGGACACGGAGAGCUGCCAAACCCUGGAGACCCUCCCGGCUCACACCAAAUGCCAGUGCCGCCAGCUCGCCACCUUCGCCGUCCUUGCCCAGCUGCCCAGAGACCUGGCCAUGGACCCCUCGGGGACCCCAUCGGUGCCGCUGAUGAUCGGCUGGGGUGUCUCCUGCAUGGCCCUGCUGACCCUGCUGGUGAUCUACGCUGCCUUCUGGAGGUUCAUCAAGUCAGAACGCUCCAUCAUCCUCCUCAACUUCUGCGUCUCCAUCCUGGCCUCCAACGUCCUCAUCCUCGUGGGCCAGUCCCAGAUGCUCAGCAAGGGUGUGUGCACCAUGACAGCUGCCUUCCUCCACUUCUUCUUCCUCUCAUCCUUCUGCUGGGUGCUGACAGAAGCCUGGCAGUCCUACCUGGCAGUGAUCGGCCGGAUCCGGACACGCCUGGUCAGGAAGCGCUUCCUCUGCCUGGGAUGGGGGUUGCCAGCCCUCGUGGUCGCAGUCUCCGUUGGCUUCACGCGGACCAAAGGCUAUGGGACAGCGAGCUACUGCUGGCUCUCUCUGGAGGGCGGUUUGCUCUACGCCUUCGUGGGACCCGCUGCUGUCAUCGUGCUGGUGAACAUGCUGGUUGGCAUCAUCGUGUUCAACAAGCUCAUGUCCCGAGAUGGCAUUUCAGAUAAGUCAAAAAAGCAGCGAGCUGGGUAA